GGGAAAUCGUCUCUAAUGGCCGCCGGAGCAGAAAUAGCCGAUGUGAGCGUCAAGGACGAUGAAGAUGACGAUGUAGUGGCAAUAGUGAGAAAGAAACACAAGAAAGCAAAGCACAAAAAGGACAAGAAGCACAAAAAGCGAAGGGAACGCGGAAAGCUUGCAGUUAUCUCUGAUGAUGACGAACCAACAGAAAGCAAAUUGACAAGCAGGAAACGUAGUAGAUCAGCAUCGAUUCAGGAACAGCUGACGAGCCCCGGCGUCAAGUUGAAGAUCAAGAUAGGAGGACAAACUACAGCUACCACCGUUGAGAUAAAACGUUCGAAACGGUCAAAGAAGUCUGCUGUUGUGGGAGUGCUGAGUGAUAGUGGUGACAAUACAGAUUACAAUAUUUGGGGAGAGGAAGCAGCAAACAGUAUAUACACUCAAAAGAUUGGGAAGGCUAAUCAAGAUGAUGACGAGUGGUUACAAGCUCUUGAAGCAGGGGAACUGAAUGAAAGAGGAGACAUUAUGAAAUAUUCCUUUGCAACUACUGCUAGACAGAGAGCUAUGAUGGGAUCUGAUGCACAGGAGGAGUUACUAGAACUACCAUCCGGUCCUGCAAGGGGCAGGGAAAUAACAGAAGAAAUGCAAGCUAGGAAGGACGAAAUAACAAGGAAACGUCGUCAAAGAGAAGCAAAGAAAAGAGAAGAGCAGAAAAAAAAUACUGUGAAAAAACUUAUCACAAAGACAACUGGAACACGUAAAAAGGAAGACGAUAAGCAGAAAAGAACAAGAUAUUUAGACCGUCCAACUGUUCAGUACAUCAGUAAUAAAGAUGGCUAUGCUCUCUGCUUUCCACCAGGCAUGGACUUUCCUUUCAAAGCCCAGACAGCUCGAAAACCACCGGAUAAACGGGUUUGCGCUGUGGAAGGCUGUUCCAAUGCUAGAAGGUACACGUGCUCUAAGACACACCUGCCAUUGUGCAGUUUAGAAUGCUACAAGAAGGUACAAUUGAAUUCAACGUAGCCCUGCAAGGCAGUUUGUAAGUUCAGAAAUAAGUUUGUGCUUUUGUAAAGCUGAGGAUGGGCAUAUACUGUAUUAAAACGAAUGAGUUAA
Messenger RNA from Corticium candelabrum, 1095 nucleotides. RefSeq names its product INO80 complex subunit B-like. The record is from RefSeq and is a predicted model, not a curated record. The transcript is spliced from 9 exons. Bases 16 to 1005 code for a protein of 329 amino acids. NCBI's taxonomy places the organism in Eukaryota, Metazoa, Porifera, Homoscleromorpha, Homosclerophorida, Plakinidae. Gene Ontology annotation, biological process: chromatin remodeling. Gene Ontology annotation, cellular component: Ino80 complex.